UUUCAGGCAAAUUGAUUUCUUCAAAGGCCUCAGCUUCAUUUCGCAAUAAUCGCUCGUUGCCAUGUUACCUGCCUACCCCACCACGAUGCGCGCGCUCUUCCUCGUGAAGAAAGUGACCACCUUCCAGCAAGAAGACCUGGCGUCUUGCUUUGAAGUCCGUGAGAUUGACGUUCCCACGCCCAAGUACGGCGAAGUUCUUGUCAAGGUUGAGUGCAGCCCCAUCAACCCAUCCAACCUGAGCAUGCUCCAAGGCAAGUACAACUCCGACAAUGACCUGCCCUUGCCGUCGUUGACUGGCACAGAGGGAAGCGGCGUUGUCGUUGCCUCCGGCGGUGGCAUUAUGGGAUGGUACAUGGUUGGCAAGCGUGUGGGGAUCGUCAAGUCGGACCAAGGUCUUUGGGCCGAAUACGUGACCGUGCCAGCUAUGACGUGCAUCAAGCUGCCCCACGAUGUGUCGUUCGAAGGCGGGUCCUCCUGCUUUGUAAACCCGUUGACGGUGGUCGCGUUUGUGGAACUGGCCCUUGCCCGGGGCACCAAAGCUAUUGUGCACACCGCGGGGGCGUCCGCGCUAGGUAAAAUGCUCGUCAAACAUGCGAAAGACAACGGGGUGGACGUCAUCGCGGUGGUGCGUCGACGGGAACAAGCGGAAUCGCUUCAAACCAUCGGAGCCAAGUACAUCGUCGACACGUCCGAGUCGGACUGGAAGGCGCAGCUGACAACGCUCACGGAAUCCUUGGGCGCGACCUUGGCGUUCGAUGCCGUGGCCGGCUCUCUCACGGGGGACGUCUUGACCUGCAUGCCCAACGGAUCCGAGGUCCAAGUGUAUGGGGGACUGUCGAACCAACCCGUGAGUGGAGUGAGCCCCUCCGAGAUGAUCUUCAAGGGCAAGAACGUGACUGGCUUUUGGCUGGUGCCAUAUCUCGCCAAGCGAGGCACGCUCGGCCGAAUCCUUAUGAUCCGCAAAGUCACUGGAGGACUCAACUCGGCGUUCAAGACCACCAUCAGCAAGGCGUAUCCGUUGGAAGACACGGUCAAGGCCCUCCACGAUUACACGGGCAACAUGAGCGACAACAAAGUCGCGUUCAAACCAUCUCAAACUGCCUAAUAAUUUAGAUUUUUGUUCA
Molecule: messenger RNA, 1124 nt
Organism: Aphanomyces astaci
Lineage: Eukaryota; Oomycota; Saprolegniomycetes; Saprolegniales; Verrucalvaceae
Exons: 1
Coding region: 62-1105 (347 amino acids)
Molecular function (GO): oxidoreductase activity
Source: RefSeq, a predicted model, not a curated record